AUGAAGCCGAUCGUAAAGGUCGGGGUUUUGGUGCUGUGCGUGGUGACGUUGCUGACGGCGGAAUGUCAGGCACAGUUGUCGAAUCCGGUUACCAGAGACUCUCACGUGAUCAAUGAAGGGAAUAAAUUCCUAUCUCGUCACGCGACAGCCGACAGCGAUGCUAUUCCAGCUGUCGACGAGGAGGCGAUGGGGAACAGCCGGUGUCCCGUGAAUCUGGAGCUUCGAUGGCAAGCGGAGGUCAGCAGCAGCAUCUACUCCACUCCCCUCGUCGCCGAUAUUAAUAGGGACGGCAAGAUGGAGGUGGUGGUGCCGUCCUUCGUGCACUACCUGGAGGUGCUGGACGGUUAUGAUGGUGACCGGCUGCAUGGCUGGCCGGCGUUCUACCGCUCCAGCACGCACACGAGCCCCCUGCUGUACGACAUCGACAAGGACGGCGUGAGGGAGAUCAUCCUCGCGGAUUACAACGGCGAAAUCCUCUCCUUCACGCCUGGUGGCGAGGAGCUGACUCGUUAUAAGAUGAGUGUGCCGCGGCUGCGCAUCCGCAAGGAGUGGUAUGUGGGGCUGGACCCAGACCACGUGGACCAUGCUCACCCUGACAUCCACGCUCCCAUCGACGACGCCAAGAACGCGUCCAGCCAGCACCAGGGGGGCGACCUUCUGAACCUGCCCACGGCACACGCCGCUGACGCCCAUGCUGAGCGCGGCGCUGGUGGCUCUGACACCCACGCACCAGGAACACCAGGGCAGGCCCAGGGACAGCAGGCACAGGCGCAGGGUCAGCAGACACAGGGGCAGUAUAAGACUCAGCCACUGCAGCAGCAGCCGCAGCAGGAAGUGCAUCACGAGCACCAUCCGGAGCAGCAUCCGGACAAGCAUACAGAGCAGCAGCACGCAGCAGGAGGGGGCGGAUUGCCUCAUGGGAGUGACCUGCAGCAGCCAGGCAUCCCCCACGCAGCAGCAGACACGGCGUUUGGCACAGCCACCGCUGCUAGGACGCUCGCAGAACAGCAGCACCCUCAGGCGCAGGCAGAGCAGCAGCACCCUCAGGCGCAAGCACAGGUUAAGGUAGAGAAUCCUCAGGAGGACCCCGGCCUGCCCCCUGUUGUAACUGCUGCUGCUGGAGGUGCUAGUAGCGGGGGGAUUGACAUGCCUCCGCUUGUAGAGCCUCUGCACGGCGCAGGCGCUGCUGCUGCGGGUGCUGCUGGGGGUGCUGGUGCUGCUGCUGGAGCGGGAGGGCGCGGGGCGGCGUUGGCAGAUCUGGAUUGUGGGAAGGACGGGUUGUGCGGCAAGGAGGCGCAUGCUGCAGCAGAGGCCAAGGCAGCCGCUGCUUCUGCUGCUGCUGUGGCUGCCGCCAUGAGUGGGGGAAUCGCAGCAGCUGCGGCAGGGGGGCAGCAGGGACAGCAGCAGCAGGGGCAGGGGCAGCAGCAGGUGGAAGGUUCUGGAAAGAUCCAAGCAACUGAAGCAGAUUUACAGAAGAUCCAGUCAUGGGAGAAGUGGUACCAGGAUGUGACGGCCAAGGGGGGAGGGGCGAUGGGGAAGAGGGAGCAGGCGCUGUGGACGCAUUACCAGGACUGGAAGAGUAAACUGCUGCUCCCAGGGGAAAACAUGCCUGGUGCUGCUGCUGGUGGUGCUGGUGGUGCUGCUGCUGGUGGUGGAGGGGUGCAUGGGGCGCGGAGGCGGUUGCUGCAGGUGCAUGAGGAGAAGGCAGGGGUGGGGAGGGGUGGAGACGUGGGGGCAGCACGCAGGAGGCUACUGCAGGUGCACGGGGACCAUCAUGCCGGCGACCACGAGGAUUUCCCAACUGCAGAGCCCGACAGUGAGCUGGACGAGGAGGGCGCGGAGUCAUGGGAUGUGUUCAAGGAUGACGAUGAUGACUACCGGCAGUGGGAGGGGGACGGGGAUGACUGGGCGGGGAACAACGAGGGCGAGGGGGAGGCGGCAGGGGAGGGGGAGGAGCUGGGGGGAGAGGAGCACGAGGGUCACGGCGGGUGGGGGCACCAUGAGGAGAAACACAAGGAGGAGCACGGAGGAGAGAAGGAAGAGGCGGAGGAUGAUGAUUGGGGGGGACCGCGGGCGGAGAAGGAGGAUGGGGACGAGUAUCAGUACGACUAUGACGACUACGUGAAUGAGAACAUGUGGGAGGACGAGGACUGGACGGAGGCGGAGCAUGAGGCGGAUAAGGAGUACAUCCUUGUUGACUCACAUAUCCUCUGCACGCCGGUGAUAGCGGACAUUGACAACGACGGCCAUGAUGAGCUGGUGGUGGCGGCGUCUCACUUUUUUGACCGAGAGUACUACGAGGACCCGGCACACAAGCACGAGUUGGAGGAGGGGGUGGACAUGAGCAAGUACAUCGGGGGGGCCAUUGUGGUGUUCGACCUGCACACGCAGCAGCUCAAGUGGUCGCAGCACCUCGACCUCACCACCGAUAGCACGCAGUUCCGCGCCUACAUCUACUCGGCUCCCACCGUGGUGGAUUUGGAUGGGGAUGGGUUUUUGGAGAUAAUUGUUGGGACGUCUGUCGGCUUCAUCUACUGCCUUGACGCCUUUGGCAAGGUGAAGCCUGGCUUUCCUCUCCAGAUGGGCGAGGUGCAGGGGCAGGUGGUGGCAGCAGACGUGAACCACGAUGGCAAGCUUGAGAUCAUUGCAGCCGACACACGCGGCAACGUGGCUGCAUUCACCUCGGAGGGCAAGGAGGUGUGGGAGCGGCACCUGGCGUCGCUGAUCGCGCAGGGGGCGAGCGUGGGCGAUGUGAAUGGAGACGGGUUCACGGAGGUGGUGAUAGGGUCUUCAUCGGGGCACAUUUAUGUGUUGGAUGGCAGGACAGGCAAGGACGUGGGUGCCUUCCCCUUCCGCACGCACGGGCGCAUCAUGGCGCCGAUUCUGCUGGUUGACCUGCACAAGCACGCGGGCGGCAAGGGGCAGCACGCGGGGGCGUCUUCAGGGCUGCAUCUGGUGGUGGUGUCGUUUGAUGGGUUCCUGUACGCCGUGGAUGGACGGACAGGAUGCGCCGACACGUUUGACAUCGGGGAAACCUCGUACAGCAUGGUCCUGGCGGAGAACGUGGAUGGGGGAGACGACCUGGACCUGGUGGUUUCCACCAUGAACGGCGCUGUCUACUGCUUCCAGACGUCCGUGCAGUACCACCCGUUGAAGGCAUGGCCGUCCCAGAACCAGGGGCGCAAUGUGUUCUUCCCACGCUACGGCCACGAGGGCAUCUACAUGCUGCCGCACUCCCGCCAGUACCGUGACAUCGGCAAGGACUCCUUCCGCGUUAGCUUUGAGAUUGUGGACGCGCGGAAUCCCCUGGGUCACGGCGGGGCGUAUGGCACUCAGAUCGGACCGUAUAAGGUCAAGGUGUGGCUGUUUGACGACGCAAAGAGGGAGCUGACCCAUGAAGAAACCUUCCAGCACGCGGGCGUGCACACGCUCGUCAUUCCCACGCCCAAGCGCCGCACCCACGCCACCUUUUUUAUUGAGAUGGAGGACGAGCGCCGCCUGCACUUCCACGAUGAGUUCGCCCUUUCCUUCCACGUCCACUUCUACCGCCUCCUCAAGUGGAUCCUCGCUCUCCCGCUGCUCAUCAUGGCGGCGGCUCUUGUGGCGCGGUCUGCGCCUGAUUCGGGCCCAAACCUGCCAUCCUUCUCCCCUGCCAGUCGCCAUCUCGCUUGA
Messenger RNA from Closterium sp. Yama58-4, 3672 nucleotides. Lineage: Eukaryota; Viridiplantae; Streptophyta; Zygnematophyceae; Desmidiales; Closteriaceae. The record is from the annotation of a GenBank genome assembly.